This is a messenger RNA of Cyphellophora attinorum, 993 nucleotides long. Its product is annotated as Delta-aminolevulinic acid dehydratase. Gene Ontology annotation, molecular function: porphobilinogen synthase activity; zinc ion binding. Gene Ontology annotation, cellular component: cytosol. The transcript has 2 exons. Bases 1 to 993 code for a protein of 330 amino acids. The record is from RefSeq and is a predicted model, not a curated record. NCBI's taxonomy places the organism in Eukaryota, Fungi, Ascomycota, Eurotiomycetes, Chaetothyriales, Cyphellophoraceae. Gene Ontology annotation, biological process: heme biosynthetic process.
AUGUCUUUCUCAAGUCUGGUUCAAGAUAUUGCCUUUCGCGAUGCGAAGGGCACCGACGAGCGGUCUACCAUAUCUCGCCCUUCAGCUCCCUCGCAAGCGCGAUCAUACACCUCCACUGCUGCCACCAGCGUGAGCAUUGCAGGGGAUAUUUCCUCACAACUACAUUCGGGGUAUAGUCACCCGCUGUCUCGAGCAUGGCAAGCAGAACGACAGCUGACCAAGUCUAUGCUCAUCUAUCCGCUUUUCAUCACAGACGACCCAGACGAAGAGACUCUGAUCCCGUCAUUACCAAAUCAACACCGCCGGGGCAUCAAUCGGCUCAUACCCUUCCUUACGCCGUUAGUCCGCAAAGGUCUGAAGUCAGUCAUCCUCUUCGGAGUGCCUCUUGCGCCCAACGCAAAAGAUGCAUUGGGAACCUCAGCCGACGACCCAGAAGGACCGGUCAUAAAAGGCAUUCAGAUCAUCAAGCAGCAUUUCCCGCAGAUGUUCAUCGUCUGUGACGUCUGUCUGUGCGAGUACACUUCACAUGGACACUGUGGCAUACUGAGGGAAGACGGCUCGUUGAACAACGCUAUGUCGGUGGAGCGAAUCUCUGAUGUAGCAAUGGCAUACGCACACGCCGGCGCGCACUGUGUGGCGCCUUCGGACAUGAACGACGGACGUAUUCGGGCGAUCAAGCUGAAGCUCAUCGAGUCUGGUCUGUCCCAUCAAGUCAACCUUAUGUCUUAUGCCGCCAAGUUCUCCGGCUGUCUGUAUGGGCCUUUCCGAGACGCAGCAGGGUCAUGCCCAUCGUUCGGAGACCGCAAGUGCUAUCAAUUACCCCCAGGAGGCCGAGGACUUGCGAGAAGAGCGAUUCUGCGAGACGUGAAUGAGGGAGCUGACAUCAUCCUUGUGAAGCCGGCCUCGCAGUACUUGGACAUCAUCUCAGAUGCUAAAGAGUUGGCGCGAGAUCUACCAAUCGCUGCUUAUCAGGUCAGUGGCGAGUUUGCAUGA